UUGGAGUCGGCCGCGCAGAUUUCUGGGACUUGAAGUCCGCGGCCUAUUUACCCAAGUUAGAGCUAGGGGCCUGUGGAAACAUGAAGAGGGUCAAUAGCUGUGUGAAGAGCGACGAGCAUGUCCUGGAGGAGCUGGAAACAGAAGGGGAGAGGCAGCUGAAAAGCCUCCUUCAGCAUCAACUUGAUACCUCUGUCUCCAUCGAGGAAUGCGUAUCUAAGAAGGAGAGCUUUGCUCCUGGUACUAUGUACAAACCCUUUGGAAAGGAAGCAGCUGGGACUAUGACUUUGUCCCAGUUCCAGACUCUGCAUGAGAAGGACCAAGAGACUGCUUCUCUCAGGGAACUAGGACUCAAUGAAACAGAAAUCUUGAUCUGGAAGAGCCAUGUUUCAGGUGAAAAGAGGACAAAACUUAGGGCAACCCCUGAAGCAAUACAGAACCGUCUGCAAGACAUUGAAGAAAGGAUCUCAGAACGUCAGCGCAUCCUUUGCCUGCCACAGAGAUUUGCAAAAAGCAAACAGCUGACCCGGCGAGAAAUGGAAAUAGAAAAUUCUUUAUUUCAGGGAGCUGAUCGUCACUCCUUCCUCAAGGCUCUUUAUUACCAAGCAUACCACAAAAAGACAAGUGCAGACAAGUACAUGACCUCAAUGAAGAGGAAGAUAAAAUUAGGCACAAAAGAUGAACCCCAAAAGAAGAACAAAGGUGAUCCCAUGAACAACCUGGAAAGUUUUUACCAAGAGAUGAUAAUGAAAAAACGUCUUGAAGAGUUCCAACUAAUGAGAGGUGAACCCUUUGCUUCCCACUCACUGGUCUCAGCUCCAUCAGUGGGAGAUAGUGGCACAGCUGAGAACCCGUCAUUACUCCAGGACAAGGGAAAACAGGCAGCACAGGGUAAAGGUCCCAGUCUCCAUGUGGCAAAAGUUAUUGAUAAUUCACCUGAGCAGUGUUGGACUGGGCCUAAGAAGCUGACGCAGCCAAUAGAAUUUGUCCCAGAAGAUGAGAUCCAGAGAAAUCGUUUGUCAGAGGAAGAGAUCCGAAAAAUUCCUAUGUUUUCUUCAUAUAAUCCAGGGGAGCCAAACAAGGUGUUAUACCUGAAGAACCUUAGCCCUCGGGUGACCGAAAAAGAUCUGGUCUCAUUAUUCGCUCGGUUCCAGGAGAAGAAAGGACCUCCGAUUCAAUUCCGAAUGAUGACUGGACGAAUGAGGGGUCAGGCUUUUAUCACCUUCCCCAAUAAGGAAAUAGCAUGGCAAGCAUUGCGUCUAGUAAAUGGAUAUAAACUACGUGGGAAGAUAUUGGUGAUAGAAUUUGGAAAGAACAAAAAGCAGCGGUCAGAUCUCCAGGCUGUUUCUCUAAUAUCUACUACAGAUAAUACUACAGAAAUCAGUGGUAGCUAGAAGAUGGAUAGAUUGUGAGUCCCAGAAGGUCUUUCUUACAUGAGAAUCUUGGAUCUAGGAUUUGUGUAUAGAUAGCAGUUUGUUUGGAAUUGAAGAAGAAUAACUGAGGGAAAAAAAACUAAGAUAAUCCCUUUCAGCUUUUAGAAAGAAUUGGUAGAAAACAUUUUCUAUAAUCGAAGACUAUAUAGGAUAGACAAUAUAAUGAAUGUGAAGGGUAGGGUACAGAGAGUAUCAUUUUCUCAGGAUAAAUUAUAAUGGAUUAUUUCCAAGGAUUCUUUUAUUCUUCAUAAUUUAUAUGAGGUCUUAAUUAUUUUUCCCUAGAGAUAACAUUCUUUCCAAGAUUGCCUCCUAUAUAUACAGAACUGAAAAACUAUUUAAAUGUUGAAAUAUUUAUUUUAUAGAGCCAUUUGCCCCUAACUUUCUUCAUCUAGUAAAUAAAUGACCAGGACCCCAGGCCUAAACAUUCAACAAAUGCUAUUAAAUGAGAACUAUCAGCAGUAACAGUAAGUAGUUUUCAUAAGCUAUUUAACAUAGUUAAUGAACACUUCCCCAUUGAGUUAUAAAUGUUUUCAAAAAAGCUAUAUAUUUUUUCUAAUGAAAGAAUUUAGGUCAAAAUAUUAAUGUUCUCACAGUCAUUUAAGCUAGCUACCAUUGAGUAACUGUUGAAUUCAAAGCAAUAAACAUUGAAUCAUUAUCUCAUAUAUGUUAGAGGUUAGAUCUAUGAAUUUUAGAAGAGGAACAUACUAGCAAAGAAUACUAAAGGGGGGAUAAGAAGAAAGAGCUCUCUAGAAGAGAGGCAGCCAGCCCUAAAUCUCCAAUUGAAGGAGACUAGAAAGAUAAUAUGAUACAGAGGAAAUAGUACAAACUUUGGAGUCAUACCUGUUUGAACUUAGCCAUACUUAUCACUCUGUGACCUUGGCAGGUCACUUAAUCUGAGCCUCAGUUUUCUCAUCUAUAAAAUUGAGGAUGAUACUACUACUUACCUCAUUGGUUUGUGAUGAUUAAAUGUGCUGAUUGUAUUCAGGUUAAAGAACAGAAGGAAAAAAAGAAUGAAAAAUUUAACAGGGUAUAGAAUCAUUAAGAACUGUAACAUACUUGUAAUGGAAAUAUCAGAGAAAGACAGGAACAGAAAAAAUAUUCCAAUAAAUAAUGAUUGUAAACAUCCCAAAUUUGAUGAGAAACAUUAUCUACACAUCCCAGGAAUCUCAAUGAACUCCAAGUAGGAUAAACAAGAAGAUAUCCACAGACACACCAUAAUAAGAAUGCUAAAACCCAAAGACAAAGAGAAACUUUUGAAAGCAACAUGAGACAAAUGAAGCAUCACCUACAAAGGCACCUCAAGAUUAACAGAUGACUUCCCAUCAGAAGCAAUGGGAGCACAUAUUCAAAGCGCGCAAAGAGAAAAAAACUGUCAAUAUAGAAUCCUAUGUUCGGUAAAGCUGUCUUUCAACGAUGAAGAUGAUUUAAAGACAUUCCCACAUAGUCAAAAACUGGGAGAAUGUGUUGCUGGCAGACCUGACUUACAGGAAAUAUUAAAGGAAGUUCUUCAGGUGGAAAGUAAGUGACCUCAGACAGUAAUUUGGAUCUACACAUACAAAAAAUUAGCACAGGUAAAGGUAAUUAUGUAAUUAUAAAAAGACAGUCGAAAUAAAUUUUCCUUCUCUUGAUUUAGAAAGCUAUUUUAUAAAACAAUAUGUAUUUUAGUUGCAUUGUUGGAUCUAUAACAUAUAAAGCUGUAAUAUACUUACCAAUAACAAGACAAAGGAAGUAGGUAGAAACAAAGCUAUAUUGGACUAAAGAAAUUACUCCAGAUGGUAACUUAAAUCCAUAAGAACAAAUGAAGAAAACAAGAAAUGGGAAAUAAGGUUAAUAUAAAAAGGCAAAAAAAUUUAUACUUGCUCUUUCACCUCUCAGCUUCUUCAAAAUACAUAAAAUUAUGUUAAGUGAUAAAUAUAAUGAAGUAUUGUUGGGUUUAUAACAUGUAGGAAUAAUAAUAACAAUAAUACUGCAAAAAGUGAGAAAAAGAAUAGGUUUAAAUAGGAAUAAGGUUUUAUAUCUCAUUGGAAUUUAGUUAGUAUAUAGUUGAAGUCAGUUAAGAUGUGUAUGGUAAGCCUUAGAGCAACCACUAAGGAAAUAACUAAAAUAUAUAUAGUGAAAAUAUUAAAGAAAUUUAAAUGUUACAUUAGGAAAUAUUCAAUGGGAAAGAAACCAAAAAGAGGAAUGGAGAAACAAAAACUUCAGACAUAUAGAAAAGAAACAGUACAAUGGCAGUCGUAAGUCCACCUACAUUAAUAAUAAUAAGAUGAAUGGAUUAAACAAUCUAAUCAAAAGGCAGAGAUCAUAAAACUGGAAAAAAACAAGACUUACUUCUUUGCUAUUUAUUGGAGUCACUGUAUUCAAAAAUACAGGGUGAAGGUUAAAGGUUAGAAAUAUCAGACAAAUGGCAAGUAUAAGAAUGCUGGAGUGACUGUACUAAUAUCAAACAAAUGGACUUUAAAACAAAAAAAAAGUUACUAUAGGACAAGAGUGACAUCUUAUAUUGAUAAAAGAAUCAAUCUAUCAGAGAUGUAGCAAUUAUAAACUUCUAUGCACCUUACAACAGAAUACCAAAAUACAUGAAUCAAAAACUGAAAUGGAGAAGUAUAAAAGCAUACAAUAAGAGUUGAAGAAUUAGGUACUAGACAAAAGAUGAAUGACAGACGAAAAGACUUGAACAAUGCUAUAAAUCAACUAGACCUUAAAGAGAAUUGUAGAACAAGUCUAAAAUAUAUAUCCUUCUCAAGUGCACCUAAAACACCUCCAAGAUAGACCAUGUCACAUACCAUAAAACAAACCUCAAUAAAUCAAAGUGGAUUGAAACCAUGCAAAAUACAUUCUCUGACCACAAGGAAUGAAGUUAGAAAUCAGUACAGAUUGUUGGGAAACACAAAUAUGAAUUAGAAUUAAACACUUUUAAAUGACCAAUGAGUCAAAGAAGGUAUUACAAAGUUAAUUUGAGGUGACUUAAAAUGAACAUACAACAUGCCAUAACUUAUAGGAUGCACCUAAACCAAUGCUUAAGAAUUUAUAAGUACGAAUGCCUACAAUUAAAAAGAAGGAUCACAUAUCAAUAACCUUACUUUAUACCUUAAAACACUGGAAAAGAGAAGGAAACUAACUAGAACAUGCAGAAGGAAGGAAAUAUGAAAAAUUAGAUAAAUGAUGUAGAGAAUAGAAAGUAAACUCAAUGAAACCAAAAGUUAGCUCUAUAUAAAAAGUAACAAAACUGACAAAACCUUUCACUGGAUUGACCAAGAGAAAAAGAAAAUUCAAAUUAUUAGAGUCAGAAAUGAAAGAGGGAACAGUGCUACCAACCUUAUAGAAAUCUUUUUUUAAUUACGAAGACACUAUGAACAGUUUUAUGCCAAUAAAUCAGGUAUCAGAUAAAAUGGGUGAAUUUCUAGAAAUACACAAACUACUAAAUCAAAUGGGCAAAGAAAAGCAUAGUCUCAAAUGGCUUUUAAGAUUAAUUCUAGCAAAUAUUAAAGAAUUAAUACAAAUUCUUUACAAACUCUUCCAAAAAGUAGAAGAGGAGGGAACAUUUAUAGUAUAUGCUAUAACAUGGAAGAACCCUGAAAACUUACUAGAUGAAAGAAGCCACUCCAAAGGACUGUAUGGAUUAUGAUUCUAAAUACACAGAGACAGAAAGUGGAUUAGUAGUUGCUUAGGGCUGGGGGUAAUAGCUGAAGUGUUUGGGUUUCUUGAGAACUUGAUGAAAAUAUUCUAAAAUUUGAUUGUGAUGAUGAUUGUACAAUUCUGAAUGUACUACAUACCAUGAAUUGUAUACUUUAAAUGGGUGAAUUUUAUGGUUUCUGAUUUAUAUUUUAAUAAAGUCACACAAAGUAUUGGAUACAGCCUAAAUGUCCAUCAGUAUGAGAAUGGCACAUCCAUUUCAGGAAUACUAUACAGCCAUUAAAAAUAAUGGGAGUAUAUCUAUGAAUACAUUCUGACCUGUAUGAUGUCCAGGAUUUCGUAUUAGGUUAAAAAGUAAAAUAUGUAUAUAAUGUGAAUACUUUUUUUUAUAAACAAAAGCAUUUGUAUGGGUAUGGUAUAUGUAUAUAUACAUAUUUCAGAGCAAACUUAGAAAAAGUUAGGAAAUAUACAUACCAAAUUGUGAACCUUUAGAGGUGGGAUUGGAUAGGCUGAAAGGGGAAUUUUGCUUUAUAAAAUUUUUAAAGUGUCAUUUGGGCUGAUUUUUACUUUUUCCGGUAUUUUUUAAAUAAAGAAAAUUUUAAUAUUCUGCCAGUGACUUGGCUUCCAGAAUAUUUGUCAGACCUGCUCUAAGGAUAUCAUCUAACUAUACUCAGGACAAACAACUAUUACUUUGAUGUACUGCUCACAUAGGAUUAACUCCAAUUUUAAAUACACUUUAAAGGGCAAGAAGUAACCUCUUGCACAUGUUACCCAGGAGCAUGGACUUUUCAGAAGGAACUUCUUGUUGGAUAUAAAAUCUCACCUCUGCCCUUUACUAGGCCUUCAGACCAUUACCAAUAGAGGAAAAUAAAAAUGGAGGAUGUCCCUCAACUGGUGCAUAGAUAAACUGUGAUAUAUCCAUACAAUGGAAUCCUAUUCAGCAAUAAAAACUAUAAUGUACAUGCAACGACUUGGAUGAAUCUCAAAUGCAUUUUGCUAAGUAAAAGAAGCCAAACUCAAAAGGCUACUUACUGUUAGAUUCCAUUUAUAUGAUAUUCUGGAAAAGACAAAACUAUGGGAAUAGAGAACAAAUCAGUGGAUGAUGGCUUAAAAAUGGGAGACAUUACAAAAUGGUACACAAGGAAUUUGUUUUAAUGGAAGUUUUCUGUAACUGGAUUAUAAUUACAUGAGUGUAUGCAUUUGUCACAACUCCUAGAAUUGUACACCAAAAAGGAUGAAUUUUGCUGUAUGUAAAUGUUUAAAUAAAUGUAACUUUUAAUGGAGGAAGGAAAAA
Sus scrofa (pig) is the source of this 6357-nucleotide messenger RNA. It is a transcript of the gene RBM41, whose product is annotated as RNA binding motif protein 41. Lineage: Eukaryota; Metazoa; Chordata; Mammalia; Artiodactyla; Suidae. Gene Ontology annotation, molecular function: U12 snRNA binding; pre-mRNA intronic binding. The record is from RefSeq and is a predicted model, not a curated record. Gene Ontology annotation, biological process: mRNA splicing, via spliceosome. Gene Ontology annotation, cellular component: U12-type spliceosomal complex.